ACACACACACACACACACACACAGAGAGCUGGGCAGACUUGAAAGUGUACCGUAAACAAUAGUAAAGACAAACAGAGGGGGCGGGGCUUCAGGGUGACUCAGUUUGUUCUGACACAGUGAGGAGGAGGUGACAAGCGGACUCAGAGUCUCAGAGACGCUCCGGCUGAUGGUCCGAGGGGAUCCUGGACUUUAAAGAACUCACAGGAUCACAUGUAGGACGCUGAGGCUGCAGCGGGAAAGCUCUCAGUGGACGGCGUGCAGAUGUCCAGCUGUGAGCUGCAGGACACGAUGAGACGUCUGGGCUCAAACUCAGAGGAGCAAUCGCGCCUCACUGCUGCCCUCUCCUGUCUGAAGAGUGAUAAUGAAACAGGUUCCUGCAGCUCGGAGCGCUCACAGGACAGAGAUGCCUUCUCUCCCAUCAGCCCCGCCUCCAGCGUCUUCAGCCCCGCCCUCCCCCUGCAGCCCACCACCAACCACGGCCGCUCCAUCUCCAUCUCAGUGGUGCCUUGCUCAGAGGAGCACCGGACGUACUUAUCAGCUGAGGAAAUGACGGACGCCUUCGCUCCUGAGCCGAGCAUGCCUCCGCCCGGACGAGCCUCAAAGUCACGCACUGCCAAGUCCUCCCAGACACCCCCACCGCCUUCACGCAAACUGCUGCAGCUUUUCCCCAACAUCAACCUGACCUGGAGUAAGAGUCACGAGUCGCAGCUGGCCAACCGCAUUGAGGAGCCCGCGGCUCACAAGGUCGGGAGGAAGAACAAGGUUUUGGCUUCUAUUCACAUCAACGGCUCAGGAAACUCUCCUGAAGACUCGGCCCUGCGCUCGCCUCCACUGUCUGCACGGACAAUUGGUCCUGUCCCCUCGUCCGCCCCAUACAUGAUGACUGCACACCCCCCACUGCUGGACGGUGUGAGCGUGCACAGGAGCUCGCCGCAGACUCCGAGGAGAGACAUCGGCAUCGCCAUCACACACAGGUUUUCUACGAAGUCGUGGCUCUCUCAGACGUGUCAGGUGUGUCGAAGGAGCAUGAUGUUUGGGGUCAAAUGCAAACACUGCAAGUUAAAGUGUCACAACAAAUGUACCAAAGACGCUCCCUCGUGUCGGAUCUCAUUCCUCACAAUGCCGAGGAUGCGGAGAGCAGAAUCGGUUCCAUCAGACAUUAAUAAUCGAAUUGAUCACUCAGCAGUGAUGCCGGUGCAGUUUGGGACUUUACCGAAAGCAAUCACAAAGAGGGAGCCCCCUCCCAGUUUAAACCAGUUGGACUCCAGCAGUAACCCGUCCUCAGCCACCUCCUCCACCCCCUCCUCCCCCGCACACUUCCAACAGAGUAACUCCCCCAGCGUGAGCGCCACCCCCCCUCCCCAUUCGUCACCGCAGGGCUGCCGUGACGACAGCUUUCAUUUCCCAGAUGUUCCUGCUUCUUUACAUCCAGCUGUUCCACACGUCGGCAGUUGCUACGAGCCGGGAGGGUCACAGGAGGUCAUCACCGAGAGUCAGCUCACCACAGCAGAUAGAGGAGGGGAGAACGCUGAGGAGGAGGACUCAGCCAAUAAGAACAGCAGAACAAAGAGCGUCUCUCCUGAGGAGGGGGACGAGGACGGGCUAGAGGAUCUGCCUCCUUCAUCGAUAUGUCGCCGUGGGGCCGUCGGCCGCUGUAGGGGUCCGAUCUCCCGCAAGGCGAGUCAGACCAGCGUGUACCUGCAGGAGUGGGACAUCCCGUACGAGCAGCUGCAGCUGGGGGAGCUCAUCGGACAGGGUCGCUGGGGGAAGGUACACAAAGGACGCUGGCACGGCGAGGUGGCGAUCCGCCUGCUGGAGAUCGAUGGGAACAACCAGGAUCACCUGAAAGUUUUCAAGAAGGAGGUGAUGAACUACAGGCAGACCAGACACGAGAACGUGGUGCUGUUCAUGGGUGCCUGCAUGGCCCCGCCUCAUCUCGCCAUCAUCACAAGCUUCUGUAAAGGUCUGACGCUGUACACUGUCGUAAGAGAGAGAGGUCACAUGCUGGACAUCAACAAAAUCCGACAGAUCGCACAAGACAUCGUAAAGGGGAUGGGAUACCUGCACGCCAAAGACAUCGUUCACAAAGACCUGAAGUCCAAGAACAUUUUCUACGACACCAACAAGGUGGUGAUCACGGACUUUGGCCUGUUCGGGAUGUCGGGAGUGGUUCAGGAGGGCCGGAGGAAGAACGUCGUGCGGAUACCUCGCGGCUGGAUCUCGUACCUCGCUCCAGAGGUCGUUCAAAACAUGCGUCCAGAGGAGGGCGAGGAUCAGCUGCCGUUCUCCAAAGCUGCAGACAUUUAUGCCUUUGGUACGAUCUGGUAUGAGCUGCAGGUAGGGGACUGGCCAAUCACUGACCUGCCUGUGGAGGCUAAAAUCUGGUUGGCGGGCAGCGGGGAAGGCAUUAAGAAGGUUCUAGCAGACGCCAAUCUGGGGAAAGAGGUCACGGACAUCCUCUCGGCCUGCUGGUCCUCCGAGGCCGACGGCAGGCCGACGUUCACUCUGCUGGCCGACAUGCUGGAGAAACUCCCCAAACUGAACCGCAGGCUGUCUCACCCCGGACACUUCUGGAAGACUACAGAGCUGUGGGAUCAUCAUCAUCAUCACUGUCUGAGAGACCACCAGGGCCUUCAUGCACACUGUCCUUACAUGUACAAAUACUGCAGCUGAGAGCCGCACGGCGUCUUCAUACUUCAUUAUUAAACUGGAGCAGCUUCUUAGUACCUGAUGUGAUCUGGUUCUGCUUUCCCCAGCGGCUCCAGGUUCAGUGUAGACCUGAGUACCAGGUAGAAACCAGACCUCUCUCAUUUAGUCUAACUUCAAGUAUUCACAACACUUCCAUCAAUCAGACAUUAAUAAACGAUCAAAGAGUUUAGGAGAACAAAGGGCUGGAGUGUUUGAUCACAGGUACGUGUGCGUGUGUGUCUGUGUGUGUGUGUGUGUGUGUGUGUGUGUGUGUGUGUGUGUGUGUGUGUGUGUGAGAGUGUGUGUGUCUGUGUGUGUGUGAGUGUGUGUGUUUGGGUACAUCUACACACUGAAUGUAAAGGGCUGCAGAGCUGCACAUUGUAUUUAAAUUUCUCUGUUUCAGGUUUCUCUCCUUGGUAAAGGGUACUUCAUGUUUCUGAAACUCUGUGCAGACUCGUUGGUGGACUGAUUAUGGGGGGAGGUGUGUGUUAUUUUGUUGAGUAUUUUUGUACAUAGCGUGUGGAUACUUUUUAAGAUUCUGGUCUGAACAGCUGGAGAUAAUAAAGUUUAUCUUCUGAA
Molecule: messenger RNA, 3267 nt
Organism: Labrus mixtus (cuckoo wrasse)
Lineage: Eukaryota; Metazoa; Chordata; Actinopteri; Labriformes; Labridae
Product: kinase suppressor of Ras 1-like
Exons: 19
Coding region: 262-2673 (803 amino acids)
Biological process (GO): protein phosphorylation
Molecular function (GO): protein kinase activity; ATP binding
Source: RefSeq, a predicted model, not a curated record